ACCCAGGCUUCUCAUGGCCUCCUCCUCCAGAGCUCUGGAGGAGAGACUGUCCCCAUAGCAUAGGGGUAUCUCUUUUUACUUUUAGGAGGAGGAGCCUGGCCAAAUAAUCGGGGGGGGGGGGGGGGGAGGGGUGGGGGGGGAGUGAGGAGGGAAGGCACUUAGCUUCAUGGACAAGUCUUUUUGAUCAACUGUCAGGUAGCUGAGAGGGAAUUUGUUUGUCCAAAGCACUGGUAGACAUGGACAUGGCAGACUAUAGUGACGCCCUGGACCCAGCCUACACCACAUUGGAAUUUGAAAACAUGCAAGUGCUCUCCAUGGGCACAGACUCCUCACCGGCUGAGAGUGCCAACAUGAACACAGCCAACCACCUCGGUGUGGUCGCCCUGUGUGCCAUAUGUGGGGACAGGGCCACGGGAAAGCACUACGGGGCCUCCAGCUGUGACGGCUGCAAAGGUUUUUUCCGCCGGAGUGUUCGCAAAAACCACAUGUACUCAUGCAGGUUCAACAGACAGUGCAUUGUGGACAAAGACAAAAGGAAUCAAUGCAGAUACUGUCGAUUGAAGAAAUGCUUUCGAGCUGGCAUGAAAAAAGAAGGUAUACAAUUCAUUCAACUUCAUUCAAAUGCUGUACAGAACGAAAGAGACAGAAUCAGCACCAGAAGAUCUAGCUAUGAAGACAGCAGUUUACCAUCUAUCAAUGCACUCAUCCAGGCAGAUGUACUCUCAAGACAGAUAUCCUCACCUGGGCCCAUACUGAAUGGUGACAUCAGGACGAAAAAGAUAGCGACCAUCACAGAUGUGUGUGAAUCAAUGAAACAGCAGCUGCUGGUGCUGGUAGAAUGGGCCAAGUACAUCCCUGCCUUCUGUGAUCUUCCUCUGGAUGACCAGGUGGCAUUGCUACGAGCUCAUGCUGGAGAGCAUCUUCUGCUUGGAGUUGCAAAGAGGUCUAUGUUGUACAAGGACCUCCUGCUAUUAGGAAAUGACCACAUUAUUCCCCGGAACUGCCCCGAGUUGGAAGUGAUCCGGGUAGCAGUUAGGAUUCUGGACGAGCUAGUGCUGUCCUUCCAGGAGCACCAGAUAGACGACAAUGAAUACGCUUGUUUGAAAGCCAUUGUUUUCUUCGAUCCAGAUGCCAAAGGUCUGAGUGACCCCAGUAAGAUCAAGCGGAUGCGUUACCAGAUUCAGGUCAGCCUAGAGGACUACAUCAACGACCGGCAGUAUGACUCCCGGGGGCGCUUUGGAGAACUGCUCCUGCUGCUGCCCACACUACAGAGCAUCACCUGGCAGAUGAUCGAACAGAUACAGUUUGUCAAGCUAUUUGGGAUGGCCAAGAUUGACAACCUGCUCCAAGAGAUGCUCUUAGGAGGUUCUGCUAACGAGACAACUCACACACCUCACUCUCUGCAUCCACAUCUGGUUCAGGAACACCUCAGCAACAAUGUCAUUGUGGCCAGCAACAUGGCUACUCCCAUCCAUAACGUCCAAAUCUCCACUCCUGAAACUCCAAUUCCCUCUCCUCCCACAGCCUCCAGUUCAGAACACUAUAAGAUGGCUCAAGGGGUUAUAGCCACCGUACCCAAGCAAACUAGCUCCGUCCCGCAGCCAACCAUCACCAAACAAGAAGCCAUCUAACACAGAACUGGACCCCACAAACCCCUUCCAAACAAAGCAUUCACAAUUUCAUAAUCUUCGCUUAGUAUCUCUAUUUCUUUAUACAUACUCAGUAUAUAGAUGAAAAACAAUUCAUAAGUGAGAAACACUUAUUCUCAACAAAUCUCAGGAGUGUACUGUACAGUUGGGAUACAUUAGUCAACUGACCCCCACCAGAGGUACAUAAGCCCAAUAAUAUUAUUACAUGUACAAUGUAGUAUCAAGCAGACAAGAGAUGAGAAAUGACAUUGUCAUGUUUUUAAAUAAUGUAAUAAUGUGACAGACAGAGCUAUAUAAUAGGUAGUCAAUUGGUUCAGAAUUAUUAUUCUUUUUUACUUUUUCAAGUUCUAUUCAACUUGCUGUAUGACCGUUUUGUGUUUCAUUGAAAUAUGUCCCUGUCUAAUAUGGUUUAAUAUGUCCCUGUCUAUAUGUUCUAAAAAAUCGCUAUUUAGUUCUGUAAGUAACGUGCAUAAAUGUUUGAAUUAAAACAGCUCAGUCCAUUUAAUGCUGUAUACUUUCUGUGGAGCCACUUCAUAAAAGCUUAAUACAAUCACAGGUUGAGGAACUCACAAUGUUUUCCCAUUUGAAAUAAAUGCAUAGCAUUGGUGUUUAGAUAUAACAAAUAUUUGCAGUUUUACUGUAAAGACAUGUUAGUGUAUUUUGUUUGACUAUAGAAUCCUUUUGUGUCAUGGUAUUAUAACUACUAAAUUACAGAAUAAACUGUGCCUUUCAUUCAAUACUGCCUUACACUGGAAAGAUGGGCAAUAUCGUUCGCCUUACAAUGUGAAGAUGAAUAAAAUGUCAAUGUUUAUUUUUAAAUCA
Molecule: messenger RNA, 2471 nt
Organism: Oncorhynchus kisutch (coho salmon)
Lineage: Eukaryota; Metazoa; Chordata; Actinopteri; Salmoniformes; Salmonidae
Product: hepatocyte nuclear factor 4-alpha-like
Exons: 10
Coding region: 237-1631 (464 amino acids)
Biological process (GO): regulation of DNA-templated transcription
Molecular function (GO): zinc ion binding; DNA-binding transcription factor activity; RNA polymerase II cis-regulatory region sequence-specific DNA binding
Source: RefSeq, a predicted model, not a curated record